AUGCCAAAUAGUACUCUGAAGCAAGGUCCCAAGAUCGAAAAUGUUUCUCCUUCUAAAGGUCACGUCCCAAGUUUUUGGAAACAGUUCAUAAACAACCCCAAGAGUAUGUCAUCCGAAAAUAUUACAGUCCCUAGGUCACCAAAUUCUCUUUCAAGAAAUGCUCAACCAACCACUUUAAAGCGGCCUCCAUUAUCUUCAAGACCAUAUUCAUAUAAUACCCCAACCAAGGAUAGAAAAUCAUUUUCUAAAUCUGCAAAACAGAACAAUAACAAUAAUAACGCCAAUUCUGGGACAUCGCCUCACGCAGAGUUCAAAAAUUACAGAGAUAUGUUUUUAUCUAAUAGAAAUGGUUUCACAGGUAGGGUUUUUGGUGUUACAUUAGCAGAAUCGUUAAGCGUUGCCAGUGCAGAGGUCAUCGUUCAAAGUGAAUUGGUUAGUUUUGGUCGGAUACCCAUCGUGGUGGCCAAGUGCGGCGCCUACCUAAAAGCAAAUGGGUUAGAGACCUCAGGUAUAUUUCGUAUAGCGGGCAAUGGUAAAAGAGUAAAAGCUCUUCAAUACAUAUUCUCGUCGCCGCCUGAUUAUGGUACCAAAUUCAACGACUGGGAAACAUAUACAGUGCACGAUGUUGCAUCGCUCCUGAGGAGAUACCUAAAUAAUUUGGCCGAACCGUUAAUACCCUUAUCCCUAUAUGAACAAUUCAGAGACCCGCUACGAGCUAGACCCAGAAUCCUAAGACAUAUGUUGACGCACGAAGUUUCUCAUCCGAAUGCGAAUAAAGCGAAUAACAUAACAGUAAAAUCAAGUAGACAGAAUUAUAACGAUGAUGGCGCUAAUGAUGGUGACAUUGAGAAGGAGGAUACUAAAGAUGAUGAAGAAAAAAGACGAAGGAAAAUACGUCAUAAGAGAAGACUGACUCGUGAUAUUAGGGCAGCUAUUAAGGAAUACGAAGAACUCUUUGUUACCUUAUCCAAUGACACGAAACAGCUAACUAUAUAUCUACUUGAUUUACUGAGUCUUUUUGCCAGGCAGUCACAGUUUAACCUAAUGUCUGGAAGGAAUUUAGCGGCCAUCUUCCAACCUUCAAUACUAUCACAUCCUCAACAUGAUAUGGACCCCAGAGAAUACGAAUUAUCCCGACUGGUGGUAGAGUUUCUGAUAGAAUACUCGUACAAACUAUUGCCUCAUCUUUUGAAGUUGGCCAAAAAAGAACAACAGAAACGGUUGUCGACCGAAAAGAAGAACAAUAAUGCAGAGAAACAGAAAAUAGAUCCUACAGAAAUACCAAGGAUCACCUCAUCGGAUUCCCCACCAAUAGUUUCUUCCAAUAAAUAUCCAUCGACGAUUGACAAUAGCAACAAACUAGAUCGCCCUACGUUAUCACCAAUAUCUACUUCGAUACCGGAGAACUCAUCAGAUCUGCAGGACUCAAAAAUGUUGAAACCUCCGAAGCAAAGAAGACCACAUUCAAAAUCUUUUGGAUCUACUCCUGUUCCUCCAGACGUUAUUGCUAGUAAUAAAAGAAGAACGAAUUUAUUCCCGUGGUUACAUAAACCGGGAAUUUUGAGUGACACAGGAGACAAUGGCGAUUUAACUGCUACUGAAGCUGAAGGUGAUGAUUAUGAAGAAGAAAAUGUUGAUCCAUACGGUCAAUCUCCAGCAAGCGUGCACUCAGGUUCCCUGCCCAAACAGCAUCACUUGCCAAUUCCUCGGAUGAACAGAUCGUUGAGCGGAAACAGUACCAACUCAUCAUUUAACACUAGACCAAUUUCGAUGAUCCUAACCAGUGGUAAUGAUAAUUCCGCGGACCAUUUAGAAUUGCUAAGUAACAGUCAUAGCAAUAGUGAGCGCAGCCAUGCUUUGCCAUUAACUGAAGACGAUGGCGACGAAAGAAAUUCAAGAUCACGCAAGAGAGAAUCAUGGUUUCAAAGGCUAACAAGUCGAUCGGGCUCUGCCAACAGAGCCUGA
Saccharomyces paradoxus is the source of this 1965-nucleotide messenger RNA. It is a transcript of the gene SAC7, whose product is annotated as GTPase-activating protein SAC7. Gene Ontology annotation, cellular component: cell cortex. NCBI's taxonomy places the organism in Eukaryota, Fungi, Ascomycota, Saccharomycetes, Saccharomycetales, Saccharomycetaceae. Gene Ontology annotation, biological process: regulation of fungal-type cell wall organization; activation of GTPase activity; signal transduction. The record is from RefSeq and is a predicted model, not a curated record. Gene Ontology annotation, molecular function: GTPase activator activity. Bases 1 to 1965 code for a protein of 654 amino acids. The transcript has a single exon.